GUAACAACGCAUGCUCUUUUGUCCUCUUCUUCAGUCCUGCAAAACUAGCGAAGUACUUUAGACUCAUUGAUAAGUGAAGAGCGUUAGGAUUGUGUGUUAUAUCGUGUCACUAGACAUGCACGUGAAGAAACCAACAAUAGUAAAGCUGCUGCACAGCUCACGUUCUACAAAUUUCACAAAUGCUUAAAAUGAAAAUUUUCGCUAUCGUUUGUAAGAUUUUAUGUAACUGAGCAAUUUAUGUGCUGACGAAGAAAACCGAUUCCAGAAAGCGAUCCAGCGUCUGUCUCUUCCUUAUAAAUACAAAGAUUACACUGGUGUUGGAAGAAUUUCGACAUUCGUCAGUAAUCCUGAUUAGUUUCUUUACGGAUUAUCUUUCGUCUCUCCCAUGUUAUUAGAUUACACUGGUGUUGGAAGAAUUUCGACAUUCGUCAGUAAUCCUGAUUAGUUUGAAAUACAAAACAAGACAACCAUAUCUCCGUUAAAGCGUUUAUGUGAACAUAAUGAGGGAACAGCAAACGAUUUCUUUUGUGUUGCUGCAUCUGUUUGUUGUGUCAUGCAAAAGUCAGGCGAAUUUAGAUUUUGAUAACAUCCUUCCUGAAAACCCAAACGAUUAUGACAGACUUCAACCACCCAAGGAGAAUGGGGAGCCAACAGUCAUUAGUUUUCACGUGACUGUGUUGAGUCUGGAUUCUGUUAACGAAGGAGCAAUGACCUACGUGGCAGACAUUUUUAUGUCUCAGAGCUGGAAGGAUCAUCGACUAAGACUUCCAGAAAACAUGACUACCGAUUACCGACUUCUACCUGUCAGUUGGUUGAAAAGAAUGUGGAGACCGGACUCUUUCUUCAAGAACGCCAAGAAAGUCACUUUCCAAGAAAUGACCAUCCCCAACCACUACAUCUGGUUAUAUAAAGAUAAAACUAUUCUGUAUAUGGUCAAGUUGACCUUGUUGCUGUCCUGUGCUAUGAAAUUUGAAACUUAUCCACAUGACACCCAAGUAUGCUCAUUUGAAAUCGAAAGUCUCUCUUACACGACGGAUGACCUGGUGUUUGACUGGGAGGAUUAUAUUCCUUUAGUAGUAUAUGAUACGAUUGAGCUACCUCAGCAUAAUUUAGUAGACACCAAACUAGGAGACUGUACUCAGAUUUACUCAACAGGAAACUUUACGUGUAUUAAAGUAAUCUUCACGCUAAAACGUCGAGUGGGUUACUACAUGUUUCACACAUAUAUCCCAACCUGUUUAAUCGUCAUCAUGUCAUGGAUCUCAUUUUGGAUUAGACCAGAAGCUGUUGCUGCACGUGUUACUCUCUGUGUCACAAGCCUUUUGACGUUGUCUACCCAGCAUGCACAGUCGCAGAAGUCACUUCCACCUGUGUCAUAUAUUAAAGCAAUUGACAUUUUCAUGAUUUCCUGCACAGUGUUUGUAUUUGGUUCUUUAAUGGAAUAUGCCUUAGUUAACAUUCUAAUAGGGGAAGCAGAAGAUUCUACAAGGAAAAUAAAAUUGCCUAACGUCGUUGUAAUAGGCAAAGUUUCGGAAGAUGAACCCAGUGAAACUAGGAGGAAAGUAAGUUUUCCCAUUGCUCAACGUAGACGAGAACAAGCUUUGAUGAUUGAUAAAAUUUGCCGUAUAGCAUUUCCAUUGGUGUUUAUAAUAUUGAACAUCAUCUACUGGUCAGUAUUCCUAAAUUCCCCAUCCGAGCAGACUGUUGUCGUGGAUUAAAGAGAAGAAGAAGAACAACAACAAAACAAUUUUCUGCUGUUUGAAAGCAGAACUUUAAAAGUUGAAAUAUUAUCAAAUUUCAAAUUAUUGCGAUACUUUCUUUAUUUUUUUAUCCAGAGUAAAUUCACUCAAAAUUAAGUGUCCACAUAUAUAUUAUUACUAAGACAGUUUGAAACAUAUGAAGGUUUAUGAGCCUUGGAUUCUUAUAUGAUGGUAAAAGUUUAAACAAUAAUCUAUUUUGCUUUUGUUUUUAUAAAACAAGUAUUAUCAAAGGAAAAAAUUUAUACUUAAAUCAUACAUCAAGCUUUAGAUAUUGCAUGAGAAUGAAAAUAAGAUACCUUUUGCAUGAUAGAAAUAACCUAAUACAUUAUUGCAAUUUCCUUAAACAUCAUAACAACAA
Messenger RNA from Limulus polyphemus (Atlantic horseshoe crab), 2118 nucleotides. Its product is annotated as glycine receptor subunit alpha-2-like. The record is from RefSeq and is a predicted model, not a curated record. Gene Ontology annotation, biological process: signal transduction; nervous system process; regulation of membrane potential. The coding region runs from base 501 to 1718 and encodes 405 amino acids. NCBI's taxonomy places the organism in Eukaryota, Metazoa, Arthropoda, Merostomata, Xiphosura, Limulidae. Gene Ontology annotation, cellular component: neuron projection; synapse; membrane. Gene Ontology annotation, molecular function: neurotransmitter receptor activity; transmembrane signaling receptor activity; extracellular ligand-gated monoatomic ion channel activity. The transcript is spliced from 10 exons.